UUUCGUCUUUAUGACAAGUCAACGUCAAUGGAUCACCACUGAUUCACCCCCCUCUCUCUCUCCGUCGAGCAGCUUCAACUGUUAAUGACUUUUCUAAGAUGUGAUUCUCAUCUUGCCAAUCUCAAUCUCUGCAGAAUCAGUCAUGGUUGAAGCAGCAGCUUCUGCCAUAGCAGUCGAAGCCUACAAGGAUGGACGUAGCAUUUUUGGCUACGUCAGUCAAAAAAUUGACUAUGCUGAUGAUUUCAAGGUCAAUUUUGAGAAGAUGAACGAGCAAGCAAAAAUGCUUUAUGCAAGAAGGGAUGAUGUAGAGGCAGAAAUAAACAAAAACAAGAUGAAGAGGGCUACCAAGGAAUGUGAAGGCUGGAUUAACAGGGUCAAGGCAGCCGAACAAGAAGUACUCAAAUUGGAAAGCAAGUACAAGAAAGAGAUCGUGCAUGCUUGGAGAUACGCUCGAUUCUGGUCACGUGCAAAUCUCAGCAAGCAUAUGGCCAAGAAGCGUGAGGAAUUACAAGUCCUGCUAGAAAAAGGAAAGCUUGAUAAUGGGGUGGUAGCUGAAAGAUCCCCGGAGCCCGUGAGAGUCAUAGAUGCUCCUAGCACUGAGGAUAAACCUUCCCUACACUGGGCUGUCGAAGAGAUUUUGGGUAAUCUGAGGGAGAGAAAUAUCAAAAGGAUCGGACUCUGGGGAAUGGUGGGGACUGGGAAAACUACGGUGAUGCAGAACUUGAAUAAUUGUGAAGAGGUUAAGAAAAUGUUUGAUAUUGUCAUUUGGGUAUCAGUGUCGAAGGCGUGGAGCAUUGAGAAGGUGCAAGAUGCAAUCACACAGCGUCUGAAGCUGAAACUCGAAGGCGGAGUCAACGCGGUUGAGACUGCCCAACUAAUAUCAAACGAGUUGGAAGGCAUGAGGUACUUACUUCUCCUUGAUGAAGUUUGGGAUCCUGUUGAUAUACAUGAGAUAGGUAUUCCCAACCAUGACAAGGACAGCAAGGUGGUAUUUGCCAGUAGAUUCCGUGAUUUGUGCUAUGACAUGGAUGCUGACGAGCUUGUCAAUAUGAAGCGUUUAUCCAAUACCGAUGCAUAUAAAAUGUUCGAAGAAAAAGUAGGUCGAACUAUGAAAAAUCCAAGCAUUAUACCUAUAGCACAACUCGUGGUUAGAGAGUGUGCUGGUUUGCCACUGUUAAUCGAUAAAGUGGCGAGGGUUUUUAGAAAGAAGGACAACAUUCACCUAUGGAGAGAUGGAUUGAGGAGCUUGCAGAGAUGGCCCAGUAUCAACAUCCAAGGCAUGGAUGAAGUGCUUGAAUUUCUGAAGUUCUGUUACGAGGAUUUAGAUGGGGAGGAUAAAAAGGUUUGCUUUCUUUAUGGAGCAUUGUUUCCCGAAGACUUUGACAUAUUUGUGGACUAUUUGAUGGAAUGUUGGAAGGCAGAGGGAUUUCUACAUAGCAUUGAUUUGUUUCGAGAUGCACGUGAUAAAGGGCACAACAUAUUGCACGAUCUGAUUAAUGUAUCUUUGUUAGAAAAAAGUGCGAUGAAGAGACAUGUCCGAAUGAACAAAGUACUUCGUAAUAUGGCCCUUAAAAUUUCAUCUCAAGUCUUAGACCAUAAGUUCUUGGCAAGAACAUGCGAGGGGCUAAAGGAGGGGCCAAAGGAAGAAGAAUGGGCAUCUGCAAGUCGAAUUUCUUUGAUGGAUAAUGACUUGUGCAGUUUACCGGCAGCACCAAAUUGCACAAAUCUUUCGACUUUACUUUUGCAAAGAAAUUACAAUUUAAUGAUGAUCCCAGAUGGCUUCUUCUUGUCUAUGCAAACACUUAAAGUGUUGGACUUACACGGUACGGCAAUAGCAUCCCUUCCACCUUCUUUGUCUUGCUUGACUGAUCUUAGGGCACUCUACUUGAAUUCCUGCACGCGUUUAAUACAACUACCUUCAAGCUUAGAGGCACUGGUGCAUCUGGAGGUGCUUGACAUACGGCACACCGGAAUCAUCUCUUUACCUAUUCAAGUUGGAAGUUUAACGCGUAUGAGAUGUUUACGCAUGUCAUUGUCAAAUUUUGGUGCCGGAAACCCAGUCUCCAAGGUGAUUUCAAGCAUUUCAUUAUUAGAAGAACUCAUCAUUGAUGUAGACCCAAACACUUUGUGGUCUGAUCAUGUCAUGAGGACCAUCACGGAGGAGGUCUCUACCUUGACACGGUUGACUUCACUAACGUUUUCCUUUCCUAAAGUGGAGUGCCUUGAAAUCUUCGUCAGAUCAAGCCGUCUGUGGAAGGACCUAAGCUUCACAUUUCAGUUUUCAGUCGGUACUUGCAAUUCGGUUAAGUAUCAUAUUCUUGAUUAUUUUGAAUAUGAGUUGUGCAAGUACUUGAAGUACGCAAACGAUGAAGGCAUACAUCCUGUGAUCUCAGAAGUACUCACUCAGACCGAUGUAUUUGAACUGAUUGAUCAUAAGAACAUAUUGAGCUUAUCAGAUUUUGGGACUGAGAACUUGGGUAAACUCAGAGCUUGUUCGGUGGAGGGCUGCAAGGAUAUCAUAUGCAUUAUCGACGGUACUGUAGCAACACCUCGUGCAUUCGAAUGGCUAGAGAGAAUGGUUAUAAACAAUGCCCCAAGUUUGCAUUGCAUUUGGAAGGGUCCCGUGCCUGUGGGAAGCUUAGGUCAAAUGACUAGUUUAACCUUGUGCAAUUGCCCCAAGCUCAAGAAGAUAUUCUCAAAUGGAUUGAUCGAACAACUAUCCGAACUACAACAUAUGAGUGUCGAAGAGUGCUAUGAAAUUGAGGAGAUCAUCCUUGAAACCGAGAAUCCUUGCCUGGACUCGAGAACACUUCCGAGUCUUAAAAAGCUAGUACUUCAUGAUCUUCCGAAAUUAAGGAGCAUUGCGCCGGAUGACUUAUUGAUUUGGCCUUCUCUAGAGAGAGUGGAUAUAGCUUCAUGUCCAUCCUUGUUGAAACUUCCCUUUACUGAGAAAAAUGCUAUCAAUCUAAGGUCCAUUGACGCCGAGCAAUCAUGGUGGUCCACAUUGGUGUGGCAAGACGAUGCCAUCGAGCAAAGAUUUCGGUCUUUUUGUAACUUCAUUUAAUCUUUCUCUAUAGCUCUUUGCUUAUUGUUCAUCUUGUUUGUUGUGAUUGUAAUUAUGUAUUAA
Syzygium oleosum is the source of this 3127-nucleotide messenger RNA. RefSeq names its product putative disease resistance protein At5g05400. Bases 143 to 3064 code for a protein of 973 amino acids. The transcript has 2 exons. Gene Ontology annotation, molecular function: protein binding; ADP binding. The record is from RefSeq and is a predicted model, not a curated record. Lineage: Eukaryota; Viridiplantae; Streptophyta; Magnoliopsida; Myrtales; Myrtaceae.